AUGAAGGCAGAAAUCUUCCUGGGGUCGUUGGUGAUCCUCAACCUGUUCCAGGCAUCUGUAUCCUCUUCCUACGGUAUUCCUGAAUCACUCAGCAGCACAGCCCUGAAGAGCAGCGUGGCCGAAGCCCGGCAGUCGGUGGAUGCCGCCUACAAGCGGACACGGGACCGCAUAAAGAAGAACCUGCAGAGCAAUGCCUUGACCCCAGCAGAGCUGCUGAGAUAUUUCAAGCAGCCAGUGGAGGGGACGCGAGCAGCCGUCCGGGCAGCGGAUUAUCUGCACAACACCCUGAGCCUGCUCCAGGAGAGGCUGCGGGGGGCUGUGAGGGGGAACUUCAACGUCACAGACUUGCUGACUCCAGCUCAGCUGGGGAUGAUUUUCAAGGCCACUGGAUGUGACCAGCAGGAUAAGAAAAUAAAUUGUGCUUCUUCUGGCUACAGAACCAUCACUGGCGAGUGCAACAACAGGAGGAACCCAUCCCUAGGAGCUUCCAACAGRGCCCUGGCCAGGUGGCUGCCAGCAGAAUAUGAGGAUGGCAUCUCUGUGCCCCGCGGGUGGACGGAAGGAAGGCGCUACUCUGGAUUCCCCCUUCCACUGGUCCGACAAGUGUCCAACGACAUCGUCCGCUUCCCCCGGGAGCAGCUCCAGAUGGACCAGCAGAGAUCCCUCAUGUUCAUGCAGUGGGGCCAGUUUAUUGACCAUGACCUGGAUUUCAGCCCAGAAACCCCAGCCAGAGUCCCAUUUGCCGGUGGGACAGACUGUGACACCAGCUGUGCCAAGAAGCCUCCCUGCUUUCCCAUCCAGAUCCCACCCAACGACCCCCGAAUCACCAACAGGAGGGAUUGCCUCCCUUUCUUCCGCUCAGCUCCCGCCUGCACACGGGGCAGGGCGAUCCGGGAGCAGAUCAACGCUCUGASCUCGUUCCUGGACGGCAGCGUCGUGUAUGGCAGCGAGGUGGCCGUGGCCCAGCGCCUGCGGGACCGGAGCGGCCGGCGGGGCCUCCUGGCUGUGAACCACAACUUCACCGACAGGGGCAGGGCGUACAUGCCCUUCGGCCCCAUGAGGAAGGAGCCCUGCCUCAAGGCCAGCGGGGCGGCUCGAAUCCCUUGUUUUUUUGCAGGUGACACCCGGGCRAGCGAGAUGCUGGAGCUGGCCUGCAUGCACACGCUCUUCCUGCGGGAGCACAACCGCCUGGCUGGGAAGCUGCAGAGCCUCAAUCCCCACUGGAAUGAUGAGAGGCUCUACCAGGAGGCACGAAAGAUCCUGGGAGCCAUGAUCCAGAUCAUUACCUACAGGGAUUACCUGCCUCUCCUGUUGGGACACAGUUUCCGGAGGCUCAUUCCUCGUUACCGGGGCUACAACGAGUCCGUGGAUCCUCGGAUAUCCAAUGUCUUCACCUUGGCUUUUCGUUUUGCUCAUGCCUCAGUCCCCCCAACUGUUGGCCGCUUGGACAAAUAUUACAGACCYAUAACUCCUGAAAUUCAACUCAGAACCUCCUUCUUUGCUGUCUGGAGGAUCAUUCAAGAAGGNNNNAUUGAUCCCUACCUGCGCAGCCUGAUGGCCCGCCCGGCCAAGCUGAUGACGCAGCAGCAGAUGGUGGUGGGCGAGCUCCGGGACGGGCUCUUUGAGCAGGUUGAAAGGAUUGGCUUUGAUUUGGCUGCACUCAACAUGCAGCGCAGCCGAGAUCACGGCCUGCCAGGUUACAACUCCUGGAGAAAAUUCUGUGGGCUCUCACAGCCCUCUGGAGUGAAGUCUCUUGGUCGAGUGUUGAGGAAUCAGAACCUGGCAAGGAAGUUUCUGYGGCUCUACGGGACACCAAAAAACAUUGACAUCUGGAUAGGGGCCCUUGCAGAGCCCUUUGUGAACAGAGGCCGAGUGGGGCCUCUCAUGGCUUGUCUGAUUGGCACCCAGUUCAGGAACAUCCGUGAUGGGGACAGGUUUUGGUGGCAGAACCCUGGGGUGUUCACUCCUCGCCAGCGCUGUUCMCUGGCCAAAAUCUCCUUGUCACGAAUAAUCUGUGACAACACCCACAUCACUAAAGUAUCAAGGAACAUCUUCCGGGCUAACAGAUACCCCCAUGGCUUUGUGAGCUGCAGUCGGAUCCCUAAGCUGGACCUCAGAGCCUGGAAGGCGACGAGCAYSGAGGAGCAAGGAAAGGCUGAGGAAGCUGGGACUGAUCAACCCGGAGAGGACUCCUAG
Messenger RNA from Malurus melanocephalus (red-backed fairy wren), 2196 nucleotides. Its product is annotated as eosinophil peroxidase-like. Lineage: Eukaryota; Metazoa; Chordata; Aves; Passeriformes; Maluridae. The record is from RefSeq and is a predicted model, not a curated record. Gene Ontology annotation, biological process: response to oxidative stress. Gene Ontology annotation, molecular function: heme binding; peroxidase activity. Bases 1 to 2196 code for a protein of 731 amino acids. The transcript has 14 exons.